CCAGUAUUUGGUACCGGGUGUUUGUUCUUUAGUGAUUGUGAUUAUUAAUAGGACCAAGUAUAAAUAUUGUUCAAUAGUGUGUGGUUAUCUAAAUGACUCCAGUGUAAUGAUAUUAAAUUGUUGAAGGGACUAGGUUUCAAUCACGCAACAAUACUAAAUAGUAAAUCUUUUUCUCAACCUGAUUAAAAUGGACACACAAAAAUGGUAUCAAAUAGACAUAAAUGUAAUAAAACAAAUGGCCAUAACACCAAAAAUGUAUGUAUCAAAAAUAUAACACCCAGUAUUUAAUGCCGGGUAUUAUAGCCGUAGAUAACUCUCAGUAUUGAUAGAGACCCAGUAUGUAUAGUAUUUACUGGUAUGCAAUUCUUUUACUGACUUCAGGAUAAUAGGCAACUAUUACAGGACAUGGAUUGGGUUUAUACCUAUAACCUCAACUCAACCAGACACUGCCGGUAAAGUAUGAUGCAGGUUAUGCGCAAUCCCCAGCGAUGCCGGAGAACCGAUAGUCCCUCUGCUCACUGCGACUGCGCGAUCCCCAGCGAUGCCGGAGAACCGAUAGUCCCUCGCUCACUGCGACUGCCCGACCGCAAUGCACGUCUCCUCUGUACCCUCAAGAAGGUGAUGGGUAUGCCCUCUGUGUGUUCGAACUUGUUGAGGAGGAAGACUGUCGUGACGUCAUCGCUCCAUCACACCAACCUGACUCGAAGUCUGGGAUUGCUCGGGGCGAUAGCGAUCGGGAUUGGCUCUUCACUCGGCCUUGGAGCUUUUGUUAUAACAUCUUACGCGAUUCAAAACGUUGCCGGUCCCUCUUUUGUGAUAUCCGUUAUCAUAGCUGGUGUCGCAAAUCUACUAGCAGGGUUAGCAUAUGCUGAGAACAGUGCACGGCUUCCUCGUGCUGGAUCGGCCUACUUCUACACGUAUGUCGCGCUCGGUGAGCUUUGUGGCUUUGUAGUAGGCUGGCACCUGCUACUGGAGAACGUCAUUGCAGCAGCAAUAGCCGCCAAAGCGUGGAGCCAGUACGUCAACUUUAUAACAAAUGGGACGAUUUCCAGUGCUUUCCAAUUACAUCAGAUGACCAUUGCGUCGAGGGAGAACAGCAUAUUUGUUGAGACACCAGAUAUUAUUGCUUUACUGAUUGCACUGGUUGUCAGUUGUUUAUCUUUCGCUCGAGCAAAGUACACUGUAAUUGUAUCGAUGGUAUUGGUGUUGCUGAAUGGCUUGAUCAUCAUGUGUUUUGUGUGCAUUGGAUACCUGCACGUGGACCACAAUAACUGGACCGGUGGGCUGGGCUUCUUUGCACAUGGAUUUUCAGGGGUUCUUUAUGGGGCUGCAUUACUUAUGCCAGUGUUCAGCGGAAAUGAAACUAUCACCGUAGCCGUCGAAGAGACGCGAGAGCCGAGUAAAACCACUCCGACGGCCAUUAUGUACUCUAUUUGUGUGUGCUCAAUAGUGUACUUCUGUAUCGCCACAUCGGCAACUCUCGCGCUGCCUAUGUCUCCCAGCAUGCACAUCACUGACUUACCAGACAUGCUAGAUGCGCUACAUAUAUACGGCGCUAGUAGUGUCAUUGCAGUGGGGGGUUUAAUAGGCCUCAUAGCUUCUUUGUUAGGACAGAUAUGCGGCAUACCUCGACUUUUAUAUGCCAUGUCGGUGGAUAAAUUAAUGUUCGAUCGUUUUUCGCACAUCACACCAAAAGGAGGUUUAAAACCAUAUGGGGCGAUAAUUGCUGGAAUGUUCGUUUCAGUUAUAUCGGUGUUUGUCAAAUUAGAGGCACUGUUACAAAUUGUUUCCAUAGGUACGCUAAUUGCCUACACUAUGGUAUCUAUAAGUGUCAUAUGUUUUCGUUACCAGCCCGACACUGAUUGCUUGGGUCUGUACAUUGAGUAUCGUGACAUUGAUGAAGAUUCCGUGUUAAAUCACAUGAAUUUGUUCCACACUAGUCAGCUUAAUGGGUCUAGCCAAUCAUCGACAAAUUCCAGCGCACGAGAUUUCUACUAUGAACUUCAGAACCAAACAGAAAAAUGUCGCGAUUCACAAGAUAACGAGCACACACAUUCACGUCAAGGAUUACAGAGUAUUCGUGGUCUUCCAAGUAAAAUCAGCAACACUGCAAAUGGAAGCGUCACCUCGCUUUUGACAACACCUUUAUCAGACCUAUCCACGCCCUCCAGAACGUCAUGGUUAAGGACAGCGAUUGGCCUAAUAGUGUUCAUACUAAUAUCAAUAUUGCUUUGUACAUUAAUGAAGAUUAGUGAGCUCUUCAAGUCCGUUAACAGCUGGUUGAUACUGCUUAUCCUAUUCAUUGUUUUAGUCGCUCUUGUCGUCUCCAUCGCUGUUGUUGCUAGCCAAGCGCAGCAUAGAACUAAAUUGCAUUUUCGCCUUCCAUACGUCCCAUGCAUUCCAAUGAUGUCGAUUUUCAUCAAUAUCUUUCUGAUUGCGGCACUUCCGAGUGAAGCCUGGAUUCGGUUUGCUGUUUGGACUGUUUUAGGGCUUUUUAUGUAUUGCGCCUAUGGAUAUCGCAGUUCCCAGAUGAGCAGAUGCACUGACAACGCCGUGAUACUUUCUGAGAUGGCAGACUGAGGCAAUCACAAUCAUCAGGCGUCAGAUGCCAGAGCAGUGACGGCGAUUUCAUUGAUAUGCAGAUACUUUUAACACCUUCAACCGAAAUCAAUUGUUACAUGUAUUACACUGCAACAAAGCAAACUUCAAGUACAUAUUUUACUGCUGAUAAAGAUGUUCACUAUAAUUAAUCUGUUAACCAUGUUUAUAAUGCUAAUACUGUUUUAUUAUGUUGUCGAUAUCCGUGCACACUAUUAAUUUGUUGAAAUAUGCUAAUCUUAGACUAGUAUCUUUAACCAUGAUUACACAGAGUUUAAUAUAGUUUGUAAAAAAAUUAAUUAAGUAAUUUUAACUACAAAGGUCUUGUUCAAGAAACAACAUUGCAACAACAUUUGGUAUUUCGCUAAUCUGGUCUACCAUUAAAUCCUACUCUUCUUUUCAAUCACUUUCCUACCAGCCCGUAAAGCAACUAAUAGUUCCUCACAUUGGACACAAACAAACAAAGGUGGAAUCCUACAGAUUGUAAUAGGGGAGGGAUUAAACAUGAAUUGAUUUCAAUAUAGGAACCUUACAAAAUAACCAAUAAGCAUUACCUUAUUGAUUAUUAUUAUAUAUAGUCCGUCUUCGUUUCACUAAGUUGGGGCCAAUUUGAUAUAGUUGAUAUUGCAUUCUGACAUAUGUUACGACAUGAAGACUUGCCAAAACAUUCACCACUUGUCAUGCAAUUUAUAAAUUUACUCAGCACAAUGCUAUCAAUGACAGUUUCCAUUUUAAUAAUAGUAGAGUGUUUGCCAGGGACAUUUUUAGAAACAAAUUAUUUGUUACGUUUAUCACAAGAGUUUCUUGACGAAAACAUAAAAUUAAAUAAAGCCUCAAAGUCCAAACAAAAAGAUUCCCACGUCGGCCGUGAUGUUGG
Molecule: messenger RNA, 3475 nt
Organism: Dreissena polymorpha
Lineage: Eukaryota; Metazoa; Mollusca; Bivalvia; Myida; Dreissenidae
Product: cationic amino acid transporter 3-like
Exons: 8
Coding region: 460-2580 (706 amino acids)
Biological process (GO): transmembrane transport; amino acid transport
Cellular component (GO): plasma membrane
Molecular function (GO): amino acid transmembrane transporter activity
Source: RefSeq, a predicted model, not a curated record